Messenger RNA from Oncorhynchus kisutch (coho salmon), 1404 nucleotides. Its product is annotated as guanine nucleotide-binding protein G(I)/G(S)/G(O) subunit gamma-4-like. Gene Ontology annotation, molecular function: G-protein beta-subunit binding. The transcript is spliced from 2 exons. Gene Ontology annotation, cellular component: heterotrimeric G-protein complex. NCBI's taxonomy places the organism in Eukaryota, Metazoa, Chordata, Actinopteri, Salmoniformes, Salmonidae. The record is from RefSeq and is a predicted model, not a curated record. Gene Ontology annotation, biological process: G protein-coupled receptor signaling pathway. Bases 446 to 667 code for a protein of 73 amino acids.
AAUGCCCCUCAGGGCUGAUCUACAGGUUGGAAUGCCCCUCAGGGCUGAUGUAGAGGCGGUUGUCAUGCCCCUCAGGGCUGAUGUAGAGAUGGUUGUCAUGCCCCUCAGGGCUGGUGUAGAGGUUGUAAUGCCCCUCAGGGCUGAUGUAGAGGUUGUAAUGCCCCUCAGGGCUGGUGUACAGGUUGUAAUGCCCCUCAGGGCUGAUGUACAGUUUGUCAUGCCCCUCAGGGCUGAUGUAGAGAUGUUUGUCAGACCUCUUCGCUCCAUGUCUUGUUUGUGCUUCUUCUUCAAUAUAACCUUCUGGUUCUGGCUUCAUCAGUCAUAUUUCUUUCUUUCUAGAUUUCUUCUACUCAACCCCUAGAUCAUCAUCAUGAAAGACAACGUCGCCAACAGCACUCACCCAGCCUCUUGACUCCAUGUAUCUUUGUACUGCCAGGUCAUCGUCAUGAAGGACAGUGUGGUCAACAACAACAGCAUCUCCCACGCCAGGAAAGCUGUGGAACAACUCAUGAUGGAGUCUUGUAUGGACAGGAUAAAGGUCUCCAAAGCAGCAGCGGAUCUGAUGGUGUAUUGUGAUGCCCACAUACGUGACGACCCCCUCAUCGUGCCCGUGCCCGCCUCGGAUAACCCCUUUAGGGAGAAGAAGUUAUUCUGCACCAUCCUCUGAUGCCCAGUAGGGGGCAGACCAGCCUUAGGCCGGGCCCUGGUUCAGGUGUGGAAUAACGCCUGGCGUCUCCUCUUCUGUCUUCACCGUACCUGAAGCUAACAAAACGCUGUGAAAGUAACCAGGAAGUGAAUGCCCUUUCAGCCUUGUAGUUUUUCAACUUUUGUAGUUUUUUUUAAUGGUCUUCAAGCGCAAAAAACGUACAUACAUUUUCUUCAUUACAAAGAAUCUUCAUUAAAGGCAUCUGGUAGAAGUAAAUUCAAUCUUCAAGCCCAUUCAAAGCCCAGUAUCCGGAAGUAAAGCGGCAGUAGUCCUCUUUAACAGCGAACCUGUUGAGUUGGGUUGAGGUUGCCAGGUGGACACUGUGUUGUUGGGCAGCUCUGUCCCAGGUGGCUGCAUUGGGGAGGGUUUACAUACCUUUCCAUCUGGCAACCCAGUGACCACGUCUGCGUGUUAGUCUCCAGUGGCGUUUCAUUGGUUGGUUUGUUAUAGCUCCUUUGUUGUUAGAGAGAAGCCUUCAUUAGUACUUUAUGAUAACAUGAUGAGAUUAUAUUUUUAUUAACAUGUCUUUUGUUUUUGUUUACACUAGCUUAUUUUAUUUACAAGCCUCAGGAAACAAACACAAACCGUGGGAAUGUUUUUUUCAAAUCUAUUUCUAAAGCCCAGUAUUUUAUAUAGGAUCGAACCAACAUACCAUAUAGCAUGUUAGUCCCCACUAUAGAGGGAAAGGGAAAGAAGAU